AAAGAAUGAGAAAGCAUGAAGGCGGGAUUCUUGUAGGCUAGAGCCCAGAUCUACGUGGCUGGUAAGGUCACACACUCCCUCUCUUACAAAUACCGAACUCCCAACCACAAUCACCCUUCAGCUUCAACUUCAACUCUUCCUCUUUCAACUCUCUCCCUCUCUGACCCAAACCACCUACAAUGGCCGAGUCCUCAGUCUCCCCGACUCCUCUGUUGAAAGAUGAGCUCGACAUAGUCAUUCCCACCAUCAGAAACCUUGAUUUCUUGGAGAUGUGGAGGCCAUUCUUCCAGCCAUACCAUCUCAUCAUUGUUCAGGACGGUGACCCGUCUAAGACCAUCAAGGUCCCUGAAGGUUUCGACUAUGAGCUUUAUAACAGGAAUGAUAUUAACAGAAUUCUGGGUUCCAAAGCUUCUUGUAUUUCCUUUAAGGACUCUGCUUGUAGGUGCUUUGGCUACUUGGUUUCUAAGAAGAAGUAUAUCUAUACCAUUGAUGAUGACUGCUUCGUUGCUAAAGAUCCUUCUGGCAAAGAUAUUAAUGCACUUGAGCAGCACAUAAAGAACCUUCUGAGUCCAUCCACUCCAUUUUUCUUCAACACCCUGUAUGAUCCAUACCGAAAUGGUGCAGAUUUUGUCCGUGGGUAUCCAUUCAGCCUUCGUGAGGGUGUCCCUACAGCUGUAUCUCAUGGCCUCUGGCUGAAUAUCCCAGAUUAUGAUGCCCCCACCCAGCUUGUCAAGCCUCUUGAGAGGAACACCAGGUAUGUGGAUGCUGUAAUGACAAUACCAAAGUCAACCCUGUUCCCCAUGUGCGGUAUGAAUCUGGGGUUCAACCGGGAAUUGAUUGGUCCUGCAAUGUACUUUGGUCUUAUGGGUGAUGGUCAGCCAAUUGGACGCUAUGAUGAUAUGUGGGCUGGCUGGUGCACUAAGGUUAUAUGCGACCACUUGGGUUUCGGAGUCAAGACAGGAUUGCCUUACAUAUAUCACAGCAAAGCAAGCAACCCAUUUGUGAACCUAAAGAAGGAAUACAAAGGAAUCUACUGGCAGGAAGAGCUGAUCCCAUUUUUUCAGUCUGCAGUCCUUCCUAAGGACUGCAACACUGUUCAGAAGUGCUACAUUGAACUCUCCAAGCAAGUCAGAGCAAAACUUGGUAAAGUUGAUGAAUACUUUAUCAAGCUAGCAGAUGCCAUGGUAACAUGGAUUGACGCGUGGGAUGAGCUAAACUCAUCAGGGAACUCUGGUGAAUUGGCCAAUGGUGCUGCAAAAUAGAAUUCUUGAUAGCAGGGAGGUUAACAGUUAUGAGGUCAGAGAUGUUAUUAUCUCAUAGAAAGUCCUAGGGUUGAGCCCAUUUAUCGAAGCCUUUCGCUUUGAAGCUUGGAUUAAUUAUUUUGCAGGUGGAGGGAAAAUAUAAUAUUUUUCUUGUUAUCAUGAGUUUAGAACAAUAACAAAUGAUAUGCAUUUCUGUAUUCAAGUAGAUUAUUGCUUUGGAAAUUUUACUACAUUUUGUUGGCAA
Messenger RNA from Hevea brasiliensis (rubber tree), 1506 nucleotides. Its product is annotated as UDP-arabinopyranose mutase 3. The transcript is spliced from 4 exons. Lineage: Eukaryota; Viridiplantae; Streptophyta; Magnoliopsida; Malpighiales; Euphorbiaceae. Bases 180 to 1262 code for a protein of 360 amino acids. Gene Ontology annotation, molecular function: UDP-arabinopyranose mutase activity. Gene Ontology annotation, cellular component: Golgi apparatus; cytosol. The record is from RefSeq and is a predicted model, not a curated record. Gene Ontology annotation, biological process: plant-type cell wall biogenesis; UDP-L-arabinose metabolic process.